Molecule: messenger RNA, 522 nt
Organism: Glarea lozoyensis ATCC 20868
Lineage: Eukaryota; Fungi; Ascomycota; Leotiomycetes; Helotiales; Helotiaceae
Product: Ribonuclease H-like protein
Exons: 2
Coding region: 1-522 (173 amino acids)
Cellular component (GO): mitochondrion
Molecular function (GO): 3'-5'-RNA exonuclease activity; nucleic acid binding
Source: RefSeq, a predicted model, not a curated record
AUGACUGGUCUCGAUGUCGACAACGAUGUAAUCAUCGAGAUAUUCUGUCUCAUUACGGAUGGUGAUCUCAACCUGUUAGACGAGGAAGGCUGGGGCGCCGUAAUUCACCAGGAGAAGGAGACAAUGGACAAAAUGGACGACUGGUGUACCAAAACCCACGGUGAGAACGGCUUAACAGCAGCUGUGCUCUCUUCAACCACAACCGCCGAGGAAGCUUCCGAAUCACUCCUUGCAUAUGUCAAGAAGUAUGUCCCAAAUCGUCGAACUGCACUCCUUGCUGGCAAUAGUGUCCACGCAGACAAAGCCUUCCUCCGGAAAGAACCGUACAAGAAAGUCAAUGACUACCUCAGCCAUCGCAUACUAGAUGUAAGUACAAUAAAAGAGGCAGCUCGACGCUGGUGUGACAAGGAAGUUGUCAGAGGAAGGCCCGAGAAGAAGCUAUUACACAAAGCCAAGGACGAUAUUCUGGAAAGCAUUGAGGAAGCCAGAUAUUACAAGGAAGCAAUAUUUCAAAAGAAGUAG